AUGUCCAAGAUCUCAAUUGGUAGAAGAACUUGGAGGCUCUAUUUUAUUGUCACAAUUGUUAUACUGAGUCUUUACUCUUUUUUUGAGCCACAAGUAAACGAUAAUGUAUCUUAUUAUGUCGACACUCUACAGAAUAAUGCAAAAAUAAAACAGAAUAUUUAUUUACAAAACUCAUUGUCUUCCCUGAGAGUUACCCCAUUAAAUAGAGUCCCCGUGUCUCCCCUAGAAGUCAUACCAGAUUAUGAUAGGGAUGUUAAAAUAAAAAGAAGUUCAUUUUUCAACUAUAUAUUUAAUAGAAAUUAUUUUAAAGACUUCCAGGAUCUAGAUAUAGAUUUGAAGUGUGAUUUUUAUUUAAAAAAUUUAUAUGAAAUUAAUCAAGAUUGGACCAAUGAUUUUGAUUCUGUAUCUUAUUUAACUGAUGAUGUUAAUGAAAAUGAAAUGUUAGAAAAUUUGAAAAAAAAAAUGGGAUCUCAAUUGGUUGAUAAAGAUGCAUUAACUUUGUUUCGAAGAAAAAAUGAUAUCACUUUAGCAUAUCAAAGAUUAAGAAUUUAUGAUAGAUGUUUCAUACAGAAUAAUGUUGAUAUUAACAAGAUAUUCAAUAAAGAUCUCGAAAUUGAUAAUAAAGAGGGUAAAUUUCAAAAUAAUUUUCAUCAACCAAACCCAAAAUUAGAAUAUUCAAAUCAAUUCGAGUUCGAACAUAGAAUGUUCCCCUUUUUAAAAUAUUUUAAUGAAAAUAAUUUUACUGAAAUGAUUCCACAUUUUAAAGGGCCUGAUGGGAAAGAUAUUGUUAAGGGUAAAAUUCCAAUUAUUGAUCCAACUGAUGGUUCUUUGAUACAUUCUGAUGACUACAAUUAUGAUAUCACUAAAACUUUCUGGAGUAAUUGGAACAUCUUAAGUUCCAAGGUAGGAAAACGUGGUAUUAUACUAAGUUUUUCAGAUGGUCAAACUGAAACUGCAUUAAGAUUAAUUUCUACUUUGAGAUUUAUGGGGAAUAGAUUACCAAUCCAAAUUAUUUUCAAAAAUGAUAUCUCCGACAAAUCAAUUGAACAAGUUUUUUAUGUAGCUACUAAUAAAAAUUAUAAACCUUUUAAUGAUCAAGUUAAUUGGGAACAUAAGAAUGACGUGAAACAGAAUGUUUAUUUUGUUGAUAUUGAAAACUUACUUGAUCCAAAAUAUAAAGACAAAUUCAGUAGGUUUAAAAAUAAAUGGUUAGCUUCAAAUUUUAACAUGUUUGAAGAAUUUUUAUUCAUUGAUACAGAUGCCAUUACUUAUAUUGAUCCAAAUGAUUAUUUCGAAUUACAAGAGUAUAAAGAAUCUGGGACUGUCUUUUUCAGGGAUCGUACCUGGCCAAAACAGUGGGGUGAUGAAGCUAAAUGUUCUUCUUUGAUGUCAUUAUUACCUCCAAGAAUCUUAGAAAGUAAAUAUUUUAAUAAUUAUCCAUUAUUUGAUGUCGACUACAUUAAAGAAACGCCUUCUACUAGAUUAUCAAUUGAAGAAAAAAUAUAUAAAAGAUAUUUUGAAAAUGGUCGUAUCCAUCAAAUGGAAUCUGGUGUUUUUGCAAUUAAUAAAAAUAAACAUAUUAUUUCGAUUUUAACUGGUACUAUCUUAAAUAUCGAUCAUGUUACAGAAAGUUGUGGGUAUGGUGAUAAAGAGUUUUUUUGGUUUGGAUUUAUGAUUUCUGGCCAUAAAUAUAGAUUCUAUAAUACUACUGUAGGCGUUAUUGGUAAUUAUGAUCCAAUUCAUAAAUCGGAUGUUCAAGAAGUUGGCGAAAUAUGUUCCGUUCAAAUCAGUCAUUUUACACACGAUAAUAAGUUAAUGUGGAUAAAUGGUGGUUCUAAUAAUUGUAAAUUUGGAGGUUUCUCCGAUAAAGAUUGGGAUAAAAAGGAAUUGAAAAGGUUAGGUAAAAGUUUUUCAUCAAAGGAUGAAUUUAAAAAUUUCUAUCAUAUUAAACCAAUCAGCUCCAACUAUGGCAUGAUCUCAGGUGAUGGAUAUUCUUCAUGGAGAAAGAUCGAUCAAUUAUGUGGUGGUUACUACUAUUGUGUUCGUUACGAAAGAAGGUUAGCAGAUGCUGAUUUUAAAGACGGUACUGAGCUAGGUGAAUUGGUCAUUUUUGAUGACCAGGAUCGUCUUCGUAUUGAUUAUACUAAUACAGUAUGGGCAUAUUUUGAUCAUAAAGCCUUAGAAAAAGAGAUGAAUCCUGAUAAAAAUUAG
Messenger RNA from Henningerozyma blattae CBS 6284, 2211 nucleotides. Its product is annotated as alpha-mannosyltransferase. Gene Ontology annotation, molecular function: alpha-1,3-mannosyltransferase activity. Gene Ontology annotation, cellular component: Golgi apparatus. Gene Ontology annotation, biological process: protein O-linked glycosylation. The record is from RefSeq and is a predicted model, not a curated record. Bases 1 to 2211 code for a protein of 736 amino acids. NCBI's taxonomy places the organism in Eukaryota, Fungi, Ascomycota, Saccharomycetes, Saccharomycetales, Saccharomycetaceae. The transcript has a single exon.